Molecule: messenger RNA, 7264 nt
Organism: Anopheles nili
Lineage: Eukaryota; Metazoa; Arthropoda; Insecta; Diptera; Culicidae
Gene: par-1
Product: MAP/microtubule affinity-regulating kinase 3
Exons: 18
Coding region: 1-4104 (1367 amino acids)
Biological process (GO): protein phosphorylation; intracellular signal transduction; microtubule cytoskeleton organization
Cellular component (GO): cytoplasm
Molecular function (GO): ATP binding; tau-protein kinase activity; protein serine/threonine kinase activity
Source: RefSeq, a predicted model, not a curated record
AUGUGCGAGGUCGCGACCCUGACCGACAGCAGCAACCAUCAGCACCAGCAAGGAGCAGCAGUACUCGUCGGCAUCAUGGGGCAGACAUCGUCCUCCGGGACGGCGGCCAGCAAUCACAACAACAACAACCACCUGCAGCAAGGGGACGGCGGUGGCCGUGCCCGAAAGAAGCUGUACCAUCGGCACAGCUCCGUUCAGCCAUCGCUCGCCAGCAUUCGGUUGUUGAAGAAGGAAACCUCACUCACGGUGGGCAGAAGCGAAUCGAAGCGCGAUCCGGUGUUGUUGCAGAAAGCUCGCACUGAGAGCCGAAAUAUGGAGCAUUAUGGGUUGGUGUUGGCAAAUGGUGGAGGUGUUGGUGUUACGAAUGGAGGCGCCAACGUGGCAGCAACACCGGCGAGCAACGAGUUAGCGGCGGCAGUCCUGCUUUCGUCGGGAAGUGCCGCUGAUGUGGACCGAUCGGUACCAUCGGUUGCGAGUGCGAAUGGUGCGAGUAGCCGGGAGUUUUUUAAAUCCGGAGAUGAUACGUAUCACCGGACGGAUUGUUGUUAUUACCGUACGAUGGAUAAUGGCUAUCAUAAGCUGCCUUCGGAUUCGUACCAUAAAACAACCGAGGGUUGCUACGUCAAAAUGGCCGACGGAAGCUUCCGGCGGCUCGAUUACACGCCUGUCAGUACGAGUGAUGCGGAAGAGGACGGUACCGGGACGAUAGCACCAGUUCCACCAGCAGCAGCCCCCGUUCAGUACCGAGUGCGUAAUCCAAUGAUGAAGUUUCUUCGACGCUCAAAAUCGCACACACCCGCCACGAUCGCGCAGUUGCAGCGCGAAAAGGAGCAACAGAAAGGCGUAGGGACAGGUCCACAACACCACCGGCUUAGCACGAUCCAGUCAACGGAACCAGGUGAUGUGGGACGGCAACAGGCGGCAGUUGCUGCUGCGGCACUUCUGCAACACGCCACCCACCAACAUCACCACCAAAAGUCGGUACCUUCGUCUGGUCCGCUGCUGGUGCCGGCUUCAUCACAGCAACAACCCACCGCUCAGCAACAGCAGCAGCAUUCCCAUUCCCAUCAUCAUCAUUCGCAUCAUCACCACAACCACGCGCAUCCACCGUCGGCGUCCUCGAUCGUAGAGCAAACGGGUGCGACGAAUAAGCAGCCGGUUGUAACCGCUGGUUCGGUUCCGAAUCAUCAGAAUCGGCGCGUUAUGGUGACGAUGAUCGACGGUGGGCUGCCGGUUGUUGCCAAGAGCAAGCCCAUCCACGACAAACCGAAGAGUGCCAAAAGCCGCGUCCAGGAGGUGAAAAGGGACAAGGGCUCACCGAAUAUGCAAAUGCGUGGAACACCUGCCCGAUGGCGAACGGGUGAGGAGCACAUCGGCAAGUACAAGCUGCUGAAGACGAUCGGCAAGGGUAACUUCGCGAAGGUGAAGCUGGCGAAGCACGUCCCCACGAACAAGGAGGUCGCCAUCAAGAUCAUCGAUAAGACCCAGCUGAAUCCUUCCUCACUGCAGAAGCUCUACCGAGAGGUGCGGAUAAUGAAAAUGCUCGAUCACCCGAACAUCGUGAAGCUGUUUCAGGUGAUCGAAACGGAAAAGACGCUCUACUUGGUGAUGGAGUACGCGUCCGGUGGCGAGGUGUUCGACUAUCUGGUCGCCCACGGCAAGAUGAAGGAGAAGGAAGCCCGCGCCAAGUUCCGACAGAUCGUGUCCGCCGUACAGUACUGCCAUCAGAAGCGAAUUAUACACAGAGAUUUGAAGGCGGAGAACCUGCUGCUCGACAGCGAGAUGAACAUCAAGAUAGCGGACUUUGGGUUCUCGAACGAGUUCACGCCCGGUUCGAAGUUGGACACGUUCUGCGGUUCGCCACCGUACGCCGCCCCCGAGCUGUUCCAGGGCCGCAAGUAUGACGGUCCGGAGGUGGACGUGUGGUCGCUAGGCGUUAUCCUGUACACACUCGUCAGCGGUUCACUGCCAUUCGACGGCGCCACCCUGAAGGAACUGCGCGAGCGUGUCCUGCGGGGCAAGUACCGCAUUCCCUUCUACAUGUCGACCGACUGCGAGGUGCUGCUGAAGAAGUUCCUCGUCCUUAACCCAACGAAGCGCGCCAACCUCGAAACGAUCAUGAAGGACAGGUGGAUGAACAUGGGAUACGAGGACGAUGAGCUGAAGCCGUUCGUCGAACCGUUGCCCGAUCUUAAAGAUCAGAAACGGAUAGGUAAGACGGAAGCAUUAGUCGCGAUGGGCUACAAUAGGCAAGAUAUUGAAGAUUCAUUGGCAAACACCAUGUACGAUGACGUAUUCGCCACUUAUCUACUGCUCGGAAGAAAAAGCACCGACUCCGAGUCGGACGGCUCCCGGUCCGGAUCGUCCCUGUCGUUACGUAACAUUGCCGGCAACGAGGGUGCCGCAGCCGGUAAUUCCCAGGUGCAAAGCCCGACGCAUCGCGGUGUCCACCGGAGCAUAUCUGCGUCCAGCACCAAGCCAAGCCGGCGGGCCUCCAGCGGUGGAGAAACGCUGCAAAUCUUCCAACGCUUCAUUACAGGCGUUGGUCCAACGACGGCUGUGGCCGCGGCCGCUGCUGCCGCCGCCGUCGGCGCUGGUGGUGGAGGCGUUGGCGGCGGUGGUGGUGGUGGCGGUGUCGUCGGCAACAUUACUUCGACGGGUGGUGCAGGCGCGGCGAUUGGUGGCGGUACCGGCGGUGGCGGUACAACCGGUGUCACCGGAAACAGUGUACUCGGUGGAGCCAACAGCAACCACAGCUCGGGCACUGGCGGUGGCGGCGGUGCAUCUGAAAGAACAUCGAUAAGCAGUAAUUUCAAGCGUCAAAACACAAUCGACUCGGCGACGAUCAAGGAAAACACGGCUCGGUUGGCCGCGCAGAAUCAACGACCGGCAUCGAGCAUAACUAAACCGAUUACCUCGGUAGACAACUCGUCGAUCUCCAGCCCGGCAAAAGCGCGUACUACCAGCAGCAGUACGAGUACCAAGUAUGACCCGAGCAAUGGCGCCCGGACGGUAGGCCCCAGUGCCGGCCUAAUGCCCAGACGGUCAACGACGCUGUACGAGAAAACAUCGUCCACAGAAAAGACAAACUCCACCGCGGAUCCAACUAGCAACAGUUUCGUCGCACCAAUACCCGAAUUCAACCGUGGCAACUCAACAUCGGCAGCUACUAGUGGUGUUGCUGGCGGUGGUAGUGGUGGUGGAGGAAGUGGUGGUGGGGUUGCAGGCAGUGGCAAUGGUAACACCACGGGCACGGGAGCCACGGCCGGAAGUACGACCGGGUCCACCGGUACGGCCAUCGGUAGUACUGGUGGCACUGUCGCCGGCGGUGGCGGUGCCGGAGGUGGUGGCAACGGUGGUAGCGUAGGAACAGGCGGCGGUGGCGGUGGCGGCGGCACCGGUAAGGGACAUGUCAAGAGCGCAUCUGUCUCCAGUCCCGGGCCGUCUGCCGACAGUACUACCAAUAGUGCCGCCACGAACGAUCCCCUCAGACAAAGCAUGGUGAAUCGCAAUAGUCUUACACCAGCCGUUAAUUCUUCCAGACAACCGGUUGCAUUUCCCAGGAAUGUUCCAUCGCGAUCGACUUUCCAUUCGGGGCAAACCAGAUCCCGAAACAGCACAGUGUAUGCCGGAACCGGUGGGAACGUCGGGGAUUCGCCACACUCUGGCAAGACUUUCUUGCAAAGACUUACAACCAGAUUUAGCAAACGGGACAAUUUGCGGCUGCCAACCGAAAGGCCCAACGAUGGCCAAGCAAAUACUUCAACAAGUACGGUUAGUACGAAUACGGAGGAACCGGUAAAGCCGCGCGUGCUACGCUUCACGUGGUCGAUGAAGACAACCUCCCCCCGGCUGCCGGACGAGAUAAUGGCCGAGAUUCGGUCCGUGCUGGACAAGAACAAUUGUGAUUAUGAGCAGCGGGAACGAUUCGUGCUGCUGUGCGUAUACGGUGACCCGAACACCGACUCGCUGGUGCAGUGGGAAAUCGAGGUCUGCAAGCUUCCCCGGCUAUCACUCAAUGGCGUGCGGUUUAAGAGAAUAUCAGGCACGAGCAUUGGCUUCAAGAACAUUGCGUCGAAGAUCGCGUAUGAUCUACGUCUGUGACUCGAUACAAAAUCGGAAGAGUAUCACUCGGUCGGGAGCGAUACGACCCAGGACGAUGAUGAUGGUGACGGGCAUGACGAUGAUGGUGGCAGUGCAGGUAAUCAUAGUAGGACAACGGCCGGUGGUGUGGCACAAUCGGAUUCAGGAUCGGAACAUAGGCGGAAAGACACGGGCGCAGACGAGGGUACGGGUAAAAGUGGCAGCGAGUCGGAAGGAAAAGGCGGCGGUGGCACCAAGGGCAAUGCCGAUAGCGAUGUCAUCGUACAGGCAAAGAUGCGAACAAAAUCCUCCGAGGGUGACGCCCGUGGAGGAGGAGGUAGUGGUGGCAACGGUGGCAAACGUUGGUCGCUGGUCGUCGUAGACGGUCGUUCCUCGUUGCGUCGAAAGGAUAAGGAGAAGGCCAGCCAUCAUCAGCAGCAACGUCAACAUCAUCAUCAGAAAGGCGCCAAACAGCAGAAGGAUGAAGGUGGUGUGCGCGGUACUACCGAGCGGACAGACGCUGCUGAUGGGGGUGAUGUUGGCGAGUGCCAACCUGCCGCCAGUAACAGCAUCUUUGCGUCCCUGUUGCGAACCACCACGCUAUGAGCGUUUGAGCGCGCACGUAAUGACGAACAAGCAAAACCAAGCAACCAACCAACUCCCCAAUAUUGACUGUUAGUUAAAUCAAUUAUAAUUGUACACUACUACACCCUACCUGCGGAUGAACGGCACAGCACGCAUGCAUGCAGAAAAAAAGGAAACCGCGAGCGGGAAAAGCUUUACCACAUUCUAGAGGACUUUUGAGGAUGCGAACGAACGAGACGCUACUGGGUAUGUUAUGAAGAUUCGGAGAGCGCAGACUUUUACGAUCUAUGAAGCGCGUUGUAGUCACAAGACUAUGAUGGCUGCACUAUAGAAGUCCUGAAGCAAAAGUCAGAAAACUAACUUUUGUGUUUUUCUACACAAAAGCAACAUAAAACUAACAUUAAACAUGCCUUCACCAUACGGACAACAGUCGUAGCGGUUGAUAAUGAGGAGGAACUACGAUAUAUCCUAAUGCACUUGCAGAAUACACACACACGCAGUUAAAGCAUGAAAAUAAUUCAUUUUUCGCACCCAAAUUGAAUGGCGAAAAUCUUUAUUAUAACUCAAAUGGGAUAAUCUCAAAGAAGAAGCUAGCAGAGGAAGCGCCGGAAGCGCGCUACUACAUUUUAUCGGUAGAGUUGUAACUGCUAAACAAGCUAAUAAAACACGGUGCAGUUGAUGCAAGACAGCAGAUCGGAUGUACUUGAUGGAACAUGGCGCAAAAGUGAAACAUCAACAGCACCGAGCGACUGAUUUUACUUACCAAUGGCUAGGAAACAAUGAGCUAGAAAAAAGCGGUCAGUUUCGAUAGCGUCUAGGAAUCUUCUACGCUAUUUUAUCACGCAGCUCUGCGCAUGAAAUGAUAGUUCGUAAGUCGUCCUUUCAUGGUCGAAAUUUCCACAUAGCUGUUAAACUGAGCAAAACUCACAUAGUAGCCGCGGAAACGAGAACGUCGAACAAACUUCGGUAUAUAGCAGUGCAAUGAAAUGAUCGAUUCAUUUAGAAAAAGAGUAUGUUGAAAUAUUUCAUUGAAAUAUUUCAUUUCAAGCAAAAAAUCGGAACGAUAGAAUCAAAUCUAAUCAGAAUUAACAAGCAUCAUCAGUAGAACGUAACCAUCGAAUUGAUGGAAGCUGGGAUAACGUACGUGCACAUUUAAAGUUUAGCAUACAAAAAGCAAACACCUACCUACUAGCUCAAUCAAUGUUACAGAAAAAUGAUGCGCAUCCCGUUAACGUUGUUAUUGAUGUUGCCGAAUUAAAGUUGCUCGUCGUGGAAGCUUCCUCAGAGCGAUACCAAUUGACUCAUCGCUCACUGAAUGCUCCAAAUCCUAGUGUGCCCUCGUUCGGCCUCGGAAGCAACAACCAAAUUCAAACAAGGUAUCCUUCCUCAAUGCUGCUGUUGAUCCAUAUGCUUCUAAAUAGCAUAGGAGUCGAACAAGAGCGCCCUUUUAAUGCUUCCAUCUUUUCCUUUGUUUCUAUGGCUUAGAUAGCCGUACAGUUGUUACUCCAAUUACCAUGCGUGUUUGAAUGAGGGUGAGAUUUUUUACUCUCCAAUGGUAGAAACCCUCGUACAAAAACGGUUUCUUCUCCUGGUUAUCGUUCUAUUGCGAUAUCGCCUGCCUGGUUACGCGGGAAGAACUGCGUUCUCCUUAUCCGGAUCAAUCGAAUAGCGCCCGUUUGUAGGAACAUUCAUGGUCCAUCCAAUGUGAGCGUGUGUUGUUUCCCAUCUCUGACGUUGUGUAGCGGUAGAUUUCCUCAUCUGACAGUGGUUUGCAUAAAGUAGGAAAAACCCCUCUAACGUUUUAUAUAUUAUGUAAAGUAUUUGAAGGAAAAAAAACAAAUUAUAUAUAAACAUUAUCGUCGUUCGAUCGUAAAGGCUAAACGUAUAUAAACAACAAACUCACAAAAAGGGGGUCUCAAAGGUCCUCCAGCAGAUGGUAAACAAUCUCAUUACGGUACGGGCAGCAUGCAUGUGCUGUACUACAUUGGCACUUGGUGCAGGAAUGAUCUAAGGUCGCAAGUGAAAUCCCAAACCUUUGUUGGGAUAACGCAAGACAAAAGGUCAAUCAAACUUUGCGCAGAAAAGCAACACUUAUUCGUAAUGCGGCCGACGAUACGUGGAAACCAGCUUCGUAUCGGAUAGAAAUGAUUGGAAAGUAAACUAAAAAGUAAGUAAAACAAAACAAAGACGAAACGACGCCGACAAUGUGGCUGAUGGGAGAAAGCAGUGCAUGCAAAUUCUACUAAAAUCGCUAUAGCGUCAUUAAAAGAAUUUGCGCUGCUUUGCCAAAAGCAUAGGACAGAAUUUAGAUUCUGCAGAUUAAGAACUAAGAUUCAGAGCAAGAGAAAGGAAAGAAAACAAGAAUGCUGCAAAAAAGAAGGCUAAGUAAUAUUAUUUCUGUUUGCGGAGAAAAAUAUAGAAAAGAAAAAGAACAAAAAAUGAGAAAAGAACAAAACUAGAAAUUGCAAAACAAGUAUAUAUUGCUAGUUAUUUGUUACAGUAAACGAAGAACAAGGCAGAAGAUGAAGAGGACGAAAAAAAAAACAUUAGUACGGUCAAACGAUAAAUAGGAUAAAUGAACAAAAUGAAUCUUGGC